UUGUGUCUGACUUCUACCUUUUCCAUUAUCUCUUGGCCCCUGCAUUCCCUCGACAUCUGGUUGACAUGUGAAGACCCCGCAAGACUUGUCUCCAAGUACAAGGAAUAUCUUCAUGGCAAUUCACAAGGAGACCGUCGGGCGGUGCUUGACAGUCAGAGACUCGCGGGUAUAUAUGAGGCUGAAAGUUUGCGGGUUGUGCCGAGAAACAUCCUGCUCGAGCGAUACAUGAGCACUCUACGAGAGCAAGAGCAUCUUGUCCUGUUGAUAUUCGGCCACAGAACCCCGGAGUAUGAUGUUGAGAUUGGAGGAUCAAUGUUUCGCAUGGGAGACUUACGCCGAGAGAUCCGAAACGGGCCUCAAGUGACCUUGUUCACCACCUCAUGUUAUUCCGGCGGUUGGCUAGUAGUCCCCGACAUCAGACAGCAACAGCUUAACGCCACAGCAAUCGCAACAGCUGGUCCACGCAGCAAACCCUCAUCGUGGCCCCUCAGCGGAAGUAUUGGACGAGUCAGCGGCAGCUUGGCCGCAUCAGCGGUACUACGCUGCCUGGUAGAUGCCGAAGAGGACGUUAAGGAGUGGUUGGAGCACCCGACAUAUAUAAAACUCGCGAAGUCUAUAUAUGACUGUAUGAAGGGGAUGGGAUUAUUCGGUGACAGGCAGCAAAUCCACUUCUCUUCGGAAAACGAUGAAUGGGAGACAAGCUAUCAGCCCCGCCUCGGUUUGCCUCUUGUGUCAUUCAAGGAAAAAUGGCAGUCCCUACGUCAGGUUCCCCCAUCGAUAUGCGCGGCAAGUAGCGAGGUGGCUAGAGCUGGCGGACGGCAGCUCAAACGUCUACAGUAUCUCGCACAAGAGUACCUUGCCUCCCACCCCGGUGCCGACAAUGCCGGUCCGAAUAUCGGCUUGCAUAACUGUCUGAAUCAAGUUCUCAAAGGAGCCAGCUACCCAAAAGAAAAAGUACAGGAAUUGACGGAAAUCACCGCGUAUAGACUCGGAGCUAUGUACGAGGCCGAUUACUUGCUAGAGCAAAUAGGGCUCCAGUUUCCGUCGAUCUUCGAUAUGGACCCAGAGGACGCACUUGGAAGGUUGCCCGAAAAACACUUGACGCUGAAAACAUGGUCAUUGCUUCUCUCGCACGACAUCAAUACAACUCCCAUUGGGAUUCGCCGACCGUAUGGCAAGCCUCUACAGUACCUUACACUUGCUCUGGUGGACAGAUAUAAGUCCUGGGAGGCAAUCGAGUGGCAGGUGAAGGCUAUGGCCGGCAAGAAAAUGGAGUGGUACAGAUUCAUCUACAAGGCAUGGCAGGGGCAUCGAGUCGCUAAUGAUGAGGGGGCGAGGAGGAAUCAACGUGCUUUCUUAGAGGCAUUCAAGAAGAUCGGACAUAAGAACUGA
Messenger RNA from Penicillium paradoxum, 1392 nucleotides. RefSeq lists its product as uncharacterized. The transcript has 3 exons. Lineage: Eukaryota; Fungi; Ascomycota; Eurotiomycetes; Eurotiales; Aspergillaceae. The record is from RefSeq and is a predicted model, not a curated record.